AUGUAAUUGUGUUUAAUAUUGAUUACAAGUUACAACGUAUUGUACUAAAAUAUGACCACGAUCCCGUUUUACAGUUACAGUUCACUGAAGACUAGUUUAUGACGCGCGUGAACAAACCCUCUGAAUAGGUGCUUGGGAGGGGCGACACGGCACGCAGUGCUUAAUGCUGUACGACAGUACUGUACCGAGGUGAAUCAGCCAUUGAAAACGAAAUAGCCGGCAUAGCUACAUAAAGACAAACAAUAUUCAUUUGGAUUACACACUACAGCGCGUAUGAUCAUAGUUGGUUAGCUGAUGGAAACGGACAUCUUUAGAAAUGUGCGCAAAUGUCUUUGGCGCUUUGAAAAGCCUGUUUGGGAAGCCCUUUGAUGGUGGGAAGAGGAUGGACCAUGGCAGCCAGCAGCAGCACCCAGCCAUGAAUAGGCUCUAUGAGGUCCAGCGGGAGGUUCAGUCUCUGGGCCCUCAAGUGUGCACCUUCAGCGGGCUAAAGAACGAGCGGGAGUACCGGCGGCUGGAGCGCGAGCUGACCCAGCUGCUCCUGGAAGUGGACCAGGUGGAUACGGAGGGCAGGGCAGACCUACAGGGGGCACGCAAGAGAGCAGCCCAGGAAGUAGAGGGGCUGUUGCGCUACCUGGAGGAGAACGCCACCCACCCGUCCCGCCUGGCCAUCGAGGAGCUGAGCAGGGAUGCCCAGAGGCUGGUGGAGCAGGGUGUGGUGGAGCCUCAGCGGGCCGGGGGCACAGCAGAGAUCAGUGAUGAGCUGGUGGACGCCGUGCAGGAGCUGAUACUGAGGCUCACCCAGGUGAAGACAGGAGGGAGGGUGCCCCUCCGCAAGGCUCGCUACCGGGCCCUGACACGACUGUGUGCUGUGCAAGACAUAAUCGAGGGUCGCACGCGCCAGCAGACCCUUCCCCUGUCGGAAGACACGCACGUGGCCGUGCAGAGGAUCAACCAGGUGAUGGUGCAUGUGAGUGGGGCGCGCAGCCAGCUGGUGGCACUGCUGAUGGGGCUGAGUGGGAGGGAUAGCUGUGCCCACCUCUCCCGCGUGCUCACUGAGCUCCUAGUGGAGCUGGAUGCCCUGGAUGUGUCGGGGAAUGCAGCGGUUAGAAACUACCGCAAACAGGUGGUGGAGGAGAUCAACAGCCUGCUCAAACACCUGGACCUGGAGGGAGAGGGAGACGAUACGCGCAGGUAUGACUUGGGGCAAAAUGACUCUAUCCGUCAGAUUGAGGCGGUGCGUGGUCGGGUGGGCCAGCUGCAGGGGGAAGUCCUGCGACACUGUGGGGUGGGCGACCUCUUCAGGCCUAAGCCUGAGCUCCAGAGUCUCCUCACACAUCUGGACCAGGUAGACACAGCCCGUAACCCCUGUAUCCGUGAAGCCCGGCGGCGUGCCGUGCUGGAGGUCCAGGCUGUCAUCACCUUCCUGGACCUCCGUGAGGCCCUGAUCUGCCGCCAGCCCAGCCCCAACGAGCCCUCACAACACAGGGCUGUGUGGCUAGUCCUGGGCAGCCUGUCAGACCUCCAGGCCCAGGUACUCUGCUUCAAUGGCAAGCAGGCCGACAAGAGCUACAUGCUGCUGGAGGAGCUUCUGACCAAACAGCUGCUGGCUCUGGAUGCGGUCGACCCACAGGGCGACGAGAUGACCAAGGUGGCCCGCAAGCAAGCAGUCAAGUUUGCCCAGAACAUCCUCAGCUUUCUGGACAUGAAGACAGAUGAGUGGGAAUACUGAUCCACUGGAAAAGACUGGACAUAGCUGUAGGAUGCCCUAUGGAACUGUAUAUAAACUGGUGCAUCAUCGCUCUAAGAGAGUUGGGUGUGUAAAUAUUGUCUAAAUCCCAGAAUGCACGGCAGCAGCGCUUUCGUCUCUUUGUGGGGGGGAGCAACCCAAGAACAUUUUUGUGAAACAGAAUUUGGAGGAUAGUGUUCCGACAUACAAUGUGCUUUUUAAAGUUUACAGUGCAUCUUUUUGAAAUCUACUGUAUUUGUGUGCGUUUUGAUCAGUGUUGUUGGGUUGUGGUUGCAAAGCCUGCGGCCAAAAGCACUGAAGCCUGUUAUAGUGGUGGUCAGAGUAGUUAGUCACUUUGUCUGUUUUUCAAAAGCAGGAGUGGGACUAGAGUAAUUACAUCUCGAUGGUAUCCAUGUUUAGCUUGAUUAUUUUGGAGGUCAGUUGUAAAUUUACUCAGCCAAACGAUGUACAUGAUGUCUCAAAUACUUCUUUACUGAGAUGAACCGAGUUUACAUCAGUACUGUGAGACAAGAUCUAACUCUGUUCAUGUUGCUUCUCCACUUCCAUUUGCUCGGUGUCUCUUCCUGGUAAUGCUUUAAUCAACACUUCUGGGGCAAACUACCCUAACCCUGGACGUACACAGCUGUUGCUGGCAACCAUUCAGAUGACAAAUGAAAAGGAGAGCUUCUUUACGGCUUUAACCACAGUCCUACAAUAAUGAGGAGAAGGAGGAUGUAGAGUUAAAGGGCCUGUGAGAACAUUUGUCAAUAGGCGGGUAUGUUAUUAAAGGCCUCCUUGUAUAGAAUGAA
Molecule: messenger RNA, 2535 nt
Organism: Salmo salar (Atlantic salmon)
Lineage: Eukaryota; Metazoa; Chordata; Actinopteri; Salmoniformes; Salmonidae
Product: BAG family molecular chaperone regulator 5
Biological process (GO): negative regulation of protein ubiquitination; regulation of inclusion body assembly; protein stabilization
Cellular component (GO): cytosol; cytoplasm; membrane
Molecular function (GO): adenyl-nucleotide exchange factor activity; protein-folding chaperone binding
Source: RefSeq, a predicted model, not a curated record